AUGGUGUGGCCACUGCAAGAAGCUUGCUGCAGAGUAUAUUUCAUCAUCGUCGAGUUCUACGCUCCAUGGUAUGGCCACUGCAAGAAGCUUGCUGCAGAGUAUAAGAAAGCUGCAUCUGUACUCAGUAGUCACGAUCCUCUAGUCACUCCAGCAAAAAUUGAUGCCAGUGUUGAAACGAACAAGGGACUUAUAAGUGAAUUUGAGAUUAGUGGUUUCCCCACAAUUAAGAUCUUGAGAAAUGGAAGGAAGCAUAUUCAAGAAUACAAAGGACCUCGGGAUGCUGAAGAAGAUGCUAAUGCUCUUAUUGAUGGCGAAAAGAUUAUUGUUGUUGGGGUGUUUCUAGAAUUCUCUGGAGAGAAGUUUGAGAACUUUACAGCUCUUACUAAGAAAUUGCGGUCUGACUAUGAGUUUGGUCACACAUUGAAUGCAAAACUCCUGCCUCGUGGGGAAUCAUCAGUGACUAGUCUUAUAGUCAGGUUGUUCAAGCCAUUUGAUGAGUUUGUUGUUGAUUUCCAAGAUUUUAAUGUGGAUGCUCUUAAGGAGUUUGUUGAAGAAGCAAGUACCCCUAUUGUGACUCUCUUUAACAAUGACCCUAGCAAUCAGCCAUUUGUUAUUAAAUUCUUCAACAAUCCCAACGCCAAGCCAAAGUGA
Molecule: messenger RNA, 651 nt
Organism: Camellia sinensis
Lineage: Eukaryota; Viridiplantae; Streptophyta; Magnoliopsida; Ericales; Theaceae
Source: RefSeq, a predicted model, not a curated record